GCCAUACGGUAUGCAAGUUGACUCAGCUCUGUCGAUGGAUCAGAUGAGAAUUCCUGGUAUUUUAAGACUAGACAAAGCGUCACGUUCUUCUGGUUUUAGAACCACGCCUCGGACAUCGGCGGCUAUGCAGGUGGGUCCGUCGUCAUCCCCGUCGCAGUCGCAAUCGUCGGCCAGUCGACAGUCGGUUACGUUUGGUAUUGUCGAGUUCCAGCAGGACGAGGAUCACGUUGAAGAGGACCAAGGGUCGCGAAGCGAACGAACGGACAUCAGAUUUCGCGACGACACGCAGAGCGUCUCUAUCGCUGACGAGAUAUCCAGGCGAACGAACUCGAGCGGAAGCUCGCAAAACUUGGGGUCGAUGGAGAAGUCAGCCGCCGACGGUGAGGAGAACGACAGCGAUGAAGAUUACUCGGCGUCAGUUUGCGCAAUUAUGCAACGGCGAAACUCCACACGGCGGCAAAGUCGACGGAAACGACGUCCGUCGUCCCCGUUCGGUGACAACGCUGACGGUGUCGCACGUCGUCGAUCCUCGGUUUACACCACGAGCUCGGGAGAGUUAGUAUUCUUUCAGAGAGCUAGAGUGGACUCGAGUCCAUUGUUUGUGAGAGUUGCCUCGAGUGCGAUUUCCUCACCGAAAUUGCACAAACUGGAAUAAAGUCAAUUAUAAUAAAUAUAAAGCGAUAUCUUAUAGAUCUCGCGGAUUGUAUAAAGUUUACUCACGCUCUAG
Messenger RNA from Vollenhovia emeryi, 727 nucleotides. RefSeq lists its product as uncharacterized. NCBI's taxonomy places the organism in Eukaryota, Metazoa, Arthropoda, Insecta, Hymenoptera, Formicidae. The coding region runs from base 11 to 655 and encodes 214 amino acids. The transcript has 3 exons. The record is from RefSeq and is a predicted model, not a curated record.